AUGUCACUGCGCAUGCACGGAAGCGCGUGGCGAUCAGCGGUGCUCUGUGUCCCUCAGACACAGCGGAUCACCUAUCCACGGAAAGAUGUCCAAUCACAGCUGAUCACAUGGCACUGAUGAUCAGUGUGCCCUGAUGAUUAGUGUUGCCCCAGAAGUGCCACCUGUCAGUGUCCAUCAGUGACAGCUGUCAGUGCUGAACAGCGCCACAUGCCAGUGCCCAUCAGUGCCACAUCAAUGCCACAUAUCAGUGCCUACCAGUGCACAUCAAUGCCACAUAUCAGUGCCCAUCUGAGCUGCCCUUCAGUGUCACCCAUCGGUGCCAGUCAGUGCCACCUAUCAAUGCCAAUCAGUGCCACCUAUCAGUGCUGCCAAUCAGUGCCACCUAUCAGCGCCAGUCAGUGCCGCCUAUCAGUACCAGUCAGUGCCGCCUAUCAAUGCGCAUCAGUGCCACUUAUCAGUGCC
Staurois parvus is the source of this 462-nucleotide messenger RNA. The record is from the annotation of a GenBank genome assembly. NCBI's taxonomy places the organism in Eukaryota, Metazoa, Chordata, Amphibia, Anura, Ranidae.